Messenger RNA from Alternaria arborescens, 1137 nucleotides. RefSeq lists its product as hypothetical. The record is from RefSeq and is a predicted model, not a curated record. The transcript has 3 exons. Bases 1 to 1137 code for a protein of 378 amino acids. NCBI's taxonomy places the organism in Eukaryota, Fungi, Ascomycota, Dothideomycetes, Pleosporales, Pleosporaceae.
AUGAUCUUGUACUUCACCUGGGUUCACUCUGCCGACUUCGAAGACACCGUCCACACCGUCUGGCGCGGUAGCGCGCAUCGCAUUGUAGUAUUUGGUAAUGAUUGGUCCGACACUGGAAGCUACCGCGUCUCGUCGCCUGUAUUGUCUGCGGUCGUUGCCCGCGAUGCUGACCGAGGCGAUUUGUGGGUAGAGACUUUAUGCAAAGAGCUCGCGUGUGAUACUAUUGACAACUUCGCGCACUCCAAGCCGGCUGCCGCUGCACAUAUCGGAUCGUUGGUUGACGUAGAUGUUCACUCGGAAGCGAAAGGCGCCGGGAGCAACGAGACCACCGUAACUCCAUUCGACUUCAAGACACAGGUGGAACAGUACAUCACCUACGACAAAGGACGUCGAGUUAUCCCUCAAAGUCUGCGAAAAGGGGACGAGUGGACUUUCUUCACCGUCUUCUUCGGCUUGUGGGAUCUUUUGGAGUACUCUACACUGGAAAAGGCUGCCGCCAUGUCUGCUGUGGACAAGAGCAUUGCAUCGCUGUUUCUGAAUCUUGAUGUACUCGCCGAACAUACUGCAAAUCCGCCGAAAGUCGUCAUGCCGAAGAUGAUCGACGCUAGCUUCCUACCUCAGUUCCAGCUGCAGAAGAAAGCGAUGCGGGAAGCCGACUUUGCGGUGACUCAGCACCGAAUGGUGUUUUUGUGGUCAUAUUGGGAUACUGUUUUGGUUCGGACUGCAUCCCAGUGGAACAAAGGUGCUGUCUACAUGCCUGGGCCGAAUGAUUUGAUCAUGGAGGAAGUUCGCGCCAAACAGCUACAUUCGAGACAGAUCUCAGAUGCAGCUGGUGUCGGUAAACAAGCCCCUCUUUUCGAACAGAUUGAACGACCAUGUCUCGUGCCGCAACGAAGUGGUGCAGCAGAUUUACAAACAUCCGACGUGCAGAAGUGCUCCGUUCCAGCCGCACACUUAUUCUGGGAUAACGUCCAACUCAGCGGUCCUGCCCAUGAGCUAAUCGGAAAGCAAGCCGCUAGCCUCGUACGGGGAAAUCAAACUGUCAAUGAGCGCGAGAUGCAAAGCUCCGACAACAACGAAAAACCUAAGGAACAAGAGGGACAGAACUUCAACCUGAAAUUCCCUCCAGGUUUCUAG